GUUAGCUUGCUAGUUAGAUAGACUUUUAGCUAGCUAGCUAGUUAAAGCAGCAAUCGGCGGUGGAAACAAUAACAAAGCGAACUCCCCACCACUGUUUCGGUAUAAAGCGGGUGUAUGGGGCUUGAGAAUUGUAAACACUCGCAAAUUCAAAGACAGGACUGACCUCCAUGAUAUCAAAAGUAUACCCUUACGAAAAAAGUUUGCAGUAUAACUGAAGAUGAAUGUGGGUGUGGCUCACAGUGAGGUGAACCCCAACACGCAGGUAAUGAACAGCAGAGGGAUCUGGCUGGCAUACCUACUGCUGGUCACCGUGCUGCACGUCAUCCUGUUGAGCAUCCCUGUCCUCACAGUGCCCCUCGUCUGGACCCUCACAAAUGUCAUCCAUAAUCUGGUGAUGUACUUGUUUCUGCACACGGUGAAAGGAACUCCUUUUGAGACACCAGACCAGGGCAAAGCUCGCUUACUCACACACUGGGAACAGAUGGACAACGGCAUCCAGUUCACAUCCUCACGCAAAUUCCUCACCAUCUCACCCAUUGUACUGUAUAUUCUUGCCAGUUUCUACACCAAGUACGAUGCCACCUAUUUCCUGGUCAAUACAGGCUCUCUCCUCAGUGUCCUCCUUCCAAAGCUGCCCCUGUUCCAUGGAGUACGAAUAUUUGGGAUCAAUAAGUACUGACACAACUGGAUAGUAUCAGAUUUAUGUUUUAUUUAUGUGUAGUUCAUUUCUUAGGUCCAGAGGCAGAAGUGAAGAAGACAUGUUCGGUAACUUUGAGCUGUUUUGAAGGAAAUUGUUGUUUUUAUUGCACAGUUCAUGUUACCUCUCUGACCAAAAACAAAGGAAGCAAAAUGCGCUGAACACAAAGCUAUAUGAUUAAGAGCUACUGAGUGGCCACUGCUUUAUUUCACUAUAUUUAUUUUCAUUAUUUGACAUUCAUAAUGUAUGUGUGCAAUGUGCAUGUAUCCUCAAACCAUUCUUCUCUCUUUGGUUGGAUAACAUGUAUUUGCCAUUUUCUAGAAAGAGCUUUAAUGUGAACUUCAUCACCUUGAAAACUAAGUCUUCAUAAUUACUUGUAUUUGUCCACACAUUAGAAUGUGUGAUUAGAGAGUUUAGGAUAGUGGCAGCCAUACAAAUGGAGUGGUGGGCACCAGUAUGUUUGUGGUGCCUUAAAGUUUUCAGUUGGCUGCCACAUUUUUUUCAUUUAGUUUGGUGACCAAUCCAUGUGAAGACUCUUGGAUAUACAUUGCCAUGUGAGCAUUCUCAAUAUGUGAUAGUGCCUAAAAAAUAAAUGUUCCAAUAUCAGGUUUGAUUCUUCAGCCUACAUCUAAA
Salvelinus sp. IW2-2015 is the source of this 1330-nucleotide messenger RNA. Its product is annotated as ORM1-like protein 2. Lineage: Eukaryota; Metazoa; Chordata; Actinopteri; Salmoniformes; Salmonidae. Gene Ontology annotation, cellular component: endoplasmic reticulum membrane. The record is from RefSeq and is a predicted model, not a curated record. Gene Ontology annotation, biological process: ceramide metabolic process; intracellular sphingolipid homeostasis; sphingolipid biosynthetic process.